GUGGACCUUCCAAGCCCAAAAGUUCGGGUCACUAUGCGAGUCAGAUAUUUACCCGGUUAUUUGGGUUGGGCGUACAAUCACUAUGCGGGUCAGAUAUUUACCCUUCCGUUUCCUUCUUUCUAACGUUGCGGCUUGCGACCUCCUCGUUUACCUCGCGAAUCUCCAACGAACAGCAACCCCGCCCGGGCAUUAGGUUUAGCCGUCUUUAGCUGCCGUCAUUUGUUGCUCCACCGGAUUCUUUGGCAACUUUUGCGGAACUUUUUAUGGUUUGGCAGGAACUUCUAAUGGAAGAAUUUUUUUGCUACUAUAUUAUAUAAGGAGUAGUACAUUUCAUCUUACAGCCUCUCCUCAAUGUCCUUCCCUGCCAUCUGCACCACAUCUUCACAAAUUCUCAAUCUGCUAAGGGAUUGUAUAAACAUCCGAAAUCUACAACAGGUCCACACCCAGAUCAUCUGCAAAGGCUUUGAACAAGACCACAUCGUCGUAAACCAGUUCAUUUCAGUCAGCAACUCGUUCUCAUCCAGCGUAGCCUAUGCCACCAGUGUCUUUGAGCGCAUUCUUCAGCCUAACAUCUAUCUCUGGAACACGCUCAUCAAAGGGUAUUGUGAACACUCAUCUCUUGUACAGUCACUGUCACUUUUCAAUCGAAUGAAGAAAUGUUCAGAUGUUGUUCCGGAUGGAUAUACAUUAACUUCGCUGGUCAGGGCUUGUUCUGCUGUGCUUUCUUUGAGAGAUGGGCUGGCCGUUCAUGCGUUGGUCAUCAGGUAUGGGACAAAUAGUAAUGUGUUUGUUGGUUCAUCAUUGAUUACUUUUUAUGGGAAAUGUAAAGAAAUUGAGUGUGCACGUAGGCUGUUUGAUGAGAUUCCUUUGAAAAAUGAAGUAUCCUGGACUGCUAUAAUUGUUGGGUAUGUUAAUUUUGGUGACUUUUCAGAAGCUCAGAAACUGUUUAACAAAAUGCCCCAGAAAAAUCUGGUUUCAUGGAAUGUGAUGAUAACUGCAUUUGUGAAGUUUGGAGACCUCAAUACUGCCAAGAGACUGUUUGAUGGAAUGCCUGAAAGGAAUGUGGUUUCUUUUACGACAAUGAUUGAUGGGUAUGCAAAAGCUGGGGACAUGGUUUCUGCAAGGGUUUUGUUUGAGCAGUCUACAGGAAGAGAUAUAAUUUCUUGGUCAGCUAUGAUAUCAGGGUAUGCACAGAAUGGACAGCCUAAUGAAGCUGUAAAGUUGUUCUUCGAAAUGAUGUCCGUAAAUCUUAGACCAGAUGAGUUUGUUAUGGUCAGUUUGAUGUCUGCUUGCUCCCAAAUAGGAUGUUUGGACCUGGCUAGACGGGUGGAUUCUUAUGUGAAGCAAAGCUUAUCUAAUCUGCAUCAACCACAUGUAGCAGCGGCUCUUGUAGAUAUGAAUGCAAAAUGUGGAAACAUGGAUAGAGCAAUAGCUUUGUUUGAGGAGAUACCUAAGCGUGACGUAAUUUUGUAUUGUUCGUUGAUGCAAGCACUUUCUAUUCAUGGACGUUGUGAGGAGGCAGUUGGUCUAUUUGAUAGGAUGCUAAAGGAAGGGUUAGUGCCUGAUGGUGUAGCCUUCACUGUGAUUUUGACGGCAUGUAGUCGCGGGGAGCUUGUUGAAGAUGCCUUUCGUUUUGUUACUGCAAUGAUAAAUGACUACUCCCUAAAGCCUUCCCCUGACCAUUAUGCAUGCAUGGUUGACCUUCUUGGACGAUCAGGAAAGCUCAAAGCUGCAUAUAACCUAUUAAUUAAAACAACACCCAUUGAGGCCUAUGCUGGUGCAUGGGGUGCACUUCUUGGGGCCUGUAAGCUGCAUUCUGAUAUUGAGUUAGGUGAGGAGAUAGCAUGCAGGCUAUUUGAACUUGAGCCUCUCAAUGCGGGAAAUUAUGUGCUCUUGUCGGGCCUUUAUGCUUCAAUAGAUAGGUGGUUAGAUGUUUCACAUUUGAGAGAUAAGAUGAGUGAGAGGGGUAUUCGGAAGAUACCUGGUCGCAGUUGGAUAUAGUCAAUUAGUCAUAAAUAUGGAUUGCCCUUUUUGCUUGUCACUAUUUCUUCUCCAUAUAAUGACAACUGGUACACCGUGUUUUCAAUCCAUUUCUGGAGAAGUGUGGCAAUGUGCAUGGUAUUCACUGUUUUUCUGUACUGGUGCAGCUGCAAUAUCAGUUACUAAUCAGCGGUGAUGCUGCCAAUAUCAUGCAUUCAGUUGCCUUCAUAAUAUGCGGGAGAAGAAUUCCUAUGCUUUACUUUUCUGAGGUAUGGGCACAGUGGUACUGCACUACUGCGUAUGUAACUUCUUAUCUGGAAGUAAAUAUUUAUCGCCACAAAACUAUUAGGCAUUUGGUUAGAUGUCAGAUGUGAGAUGUCAAGUGUGUCGAAGGGGUUGAAAUUUUUUGCUCUAAACACUGUCCAGUUGAGACACCUUUACUUAAAUCAUCAAUGGAUUUGCAUGCUUUACGGAUUUCAUUUUGGACAAUUUGUUUCCUCCAUAGGCUCUUCUUCAUCUUCUGCAAGUCUUGAUGGUUUCAAGCACCUACCUGGAAAAAGAAGGGGUUUUGCACCAAUUCUUGGAUUUUUAUAAUGAUUAACACUAGAAACAUCUCCUCUUUUGUUCUUCAACUGCCACUACUACCCUGGUUAUUUCCAUAUGGUAUUGAUUUCUCCAAGAAUGAUAAAUAAUAUUAUUGGUGCUGUCAAUCUUUUACAUCGAAAAAGACACAAGGACUCUCAGAUUCAUCAUUAUCAUAAAAAACAAAUGAAGCCUAAAGCAACCAAGAGACAUAGGAAUGAGCAUCGUCAAACUUGGUUAUUGAGCCAUCAUUUUGUUUAACUGUUCCAUCAGUUUUCCAGCUAAAUAGCCCCUAAGAGACAGCUAUGCUGACCGGGAUUAGCUGGAGGAUUUCCCAGAUUUUGGUGCUCAGAGUUUGGCUGAGGAACUCAGGAGCUUGUGAAGGGCAGAGAAGCAGACAAACAAGGAAAAUUGAUGCAACUAGAGUUAUCAAAUUCAAGUGCUUGUAUUAGUAGUACUUACUUGAAUUGUCAGCUCUUUGUUUUGGUGCAAACAUACGGAAGCCAAAAUUCUUCCGUUGGUGAAUUUAGUUUCUACCCCAAUCAACUGCAUGUCUGCGACUGCAACAGAGAUCUGCUGACAUCAAUUGUUUGUACGACUGAGAAGGCAACUGUUUCGGCAUCGGUGACCGGUGGAGACCCAAAGCAGCUACCAGGAUGCCAUCUUAUUUUAAUUCUUGAAGAGCUUCAAACAAAGGCCGAGACCUGUGCAUCCCAGCUGAGACUAAUAGAAGAGGUGAAAUUAUGGAGGCAGCAAAGUCAUAGGUGAAGCAUCCUCAAAUCCAUGGCUGAAAUAAUUUUAGAUGACUGUGUUGAUUAUGAUCAUACUGAUUGCGAGGGAAGCCAUAUUUAAUGUCUCACUGAUGAAUGCUGAUGUUGGCUUGCAAGAUCACUCUGAUAGAUUGAUAUGUUGCCAUAUUAGGACAAUUUUUCAGUUUACUGAAGCUAUGACAGUUUUUUAAAAAAAAAUUGAAGACAAAGCGUAGCAGGGACUGUAAGUCAGUAAGUGCAGGCACUUGUAAUGCAAGAAAUUCAAAGACCGGUAAAUCAACUUUUGGAUGAUUUCGUAUUGUAUGACUUAUGGCAUCGCUUGUCCAUGUUGACUCACCGAAUCUUUAUCCAGAUAUUGUUCCUUUUUCUUGUAUUUUUUUAUACUCCUGAGUCCUGAUAUUUGCUAGUUGUGUUGAAGGAUGAUUAUUUACUCAUUCUGUGCAUAUUGAGUCUUGAAGUUUAAAACUACUCAUUUAUGUCAGUGGCAACAGAUUCACAC
Messenger RNA from Cuscuta epithymum, 3831 nucleotides. NCBI's taxonomy places the organism in Eukaryota, Viridiplantae, Streptophyta, Magnoliopsida, Solanales, Convolvulaceae. The record is from the annotation of a GenBank genome assembly.